AUGUUAUCCUACUCCCGGUGUCUCACCCGGAAUUUCGGUCGUUCUCUCUCUGUCAUUCGUCAGGUAGGCAUUAGAUAAAUGGAAAACUUUCACGCGGAGCCUCAUCAUGCUGCGGCCAACGUUGAGGUCUAGGUUAGCGAGAGGUGUAGAAGCGCCGCCCGUUGAGCAGUAGGCCGCGGUAGGCCUUCACAUUGCAAGCCAAGGACAGCAUGACACCCGAUUCCCCGGCAAGACAUUGGUUCAACCCGGGAAUCAAUGUGUCUGCACGGCGGGCUGUGCCAGGAUCGUCAGCUAGCUGUAGUGUCACUGUCAACAACCCUACGAAAUGUGAAGCCAGGUCCAGUGUCUUCCAAAUCAGAUACUUCAAGACAUCUGUAGCUUGCAGGAAUGAAGUCAUCACAGUAAAGACACCUGCAUUUGCAGAGUCUGUCACAGAGGGGGAUGUGAGGUGGGAGAAAGCGGUUGGUGAUUCUGUCAAAGAGGAUGAGGUGGUUUGCGAAAUUGAGACGGACAAGACAUCUGUGCAGGUGCCGUCUCCUGCUGCUGGGGUGAUUGAGGAGCUGCUGGUCCCUGAUGGGGAGAAGGUCGAGGGAGGACAGGCUCUCUUCAAACUCCGGAAAGGAGCUGUUGCUGCCCAAGCUGCAGAGGCCCCAGCAGCAGCAGUAGCAGCUCCUCCACCCCCCCAUGCUGCUGCCACAACUUCCUCUCCUGCUCCCUCUGCAGUGGGCCCCAUCCCUACCACUAUGCCCCCAGUGCCACCCAUCCCAGGAGCUGCGAUCUCUGCCACACCAGUUUCAGCCAUCAAACCCACUGCUGCUCCUGCUGCCCCAGCCGCUGUCACAGAUGGAGAGGGUAAACCAGUCAGGACAGAGCACAGGGUGAAGAUGAACCGUAUGCGUCUGAGAAUCUCCCAGAGACUGAAGGAAGCCCAGAACACCUGCGCUAUGUUGACAACAUUUAAUGAGGUCGACAUGAGCAACAUCAGUGAGAUGAGAAAGGCCUACAAAGACGCUUUCCUGAAGAAACACAACAUCAAGCUGGGCUUCAUGUCUGCCUUUGUGAAGGCUUCAGCAUACGCUCUGAUGGAACAGCCUGCCGUCAACGGAGUCAUUGAAGACACCACCAAAGAGAUUGUGUACAGGGACUACGUGGACAUCAGUGUGGCUGUUGCAACACCGAAGGGCUUGGUGGUGCCUGUUAUCCGUGGAGUGGAGAGAAUGAACUUCGCUGACAUUGAGAAGACCAUCAACGAGCUGGGGGAGAAGGCCCGUAAGAAUGAGCUGGCUGUGGAGGACAUGGAUGGAGGAACCUUCACCAUCAGCAACGGUGGCGUGUUUGGAUCCAUGUUUGGCACGCCCAUCAUCAACCCUCCGCAGUCUGCCAUCCUGGGAAUGCACGGUAUCUUCGAGAGGCCAGUGGCCAUCGGGGGCAAGGUGGAGAGCCGCCCCAUGAUGUACGUGGCUCUGACGUACGACCAUCGCCUCAUCGACGGCAGAGAGGCGGUCACCUUCCUGCGUAAGAUCAAGACUGUGGUAGAAGAUCCCAGAGUGCUGCUACUGGACAUGUGAGCCAGCCUCCCCAGAAUGGCUAAACAAACCAACCUACUGCCCUUCACACGCAGCAGCUAUACCUGCCUGAUUAACCUAAACUGCAGACGUUUUGUGUUGGUUAACUAGGCAAAGGGAUACUUGAAUAGACCAAAAGGUGCAUUGGACUUAUUGCAUGGGCUGAAAUGUUGAAAUAAUUGAUGCUAAAUGUUGUGUGUCUGGGGCAGGGAGAGGGAGAGGGUGUUGUACAUCUCAAAGCACCAUUUGCUAUUUUCUACCUACAAUAAAUAUUUGUCAAAUAAUUGGAAUAUAAAUGGCAAAAAGUUGCAUUAAGUAUUUUCACUGGCCUUUUCUGAGAUAACAAUUGUAACCUAUCACAAGAUGGACUGUGAAAACACUAUAUCCUAAGAUGUACAGGUUAUUGAUGCUUUGUUACACUGAUGAACUGACUGGGUCCUGACAUCUCAUUCACGCACACUCUUAAAAUCUGUUUAUGCUGUGUAAAAAAACAACUAUUUAAAGACAGUUUUUAAACCUUAA
Messenger RNA from Salmo salar (Atlantic salmon), 2087 nucleotides. Its product is annotated as dihydrolipoyllysine-residue succinyltransferase component of 2-oxoglutarate dehydrogenase complex, mitochondrial. The record is from RefSeq and is a predicted model, not a curated record. Gene Ontology annotation, molecular function: dihydrolipoyllysine-residue succinyltransferase activity. Lineage: Eukaryota; Metazoa; Chordata; Actinopteri; Salmoniformes; Salmonidae. Gene Ontology annotation, biological process: tricarboxylic acid cycle. Gene Ontology annotation, cellular component: oxoglutarate dehydrogenase complex; mitochondrion.